AUGAGCUGCCUGUUCACCGGUUCCAACCCCACUACAGUCACGAUUCUGGGCUUAGGUUACUCUGGAAAAACGACGCUGCUUUACUUGCUGAAAACAGGACAAAUCGUCCAGACAAUUCCAACCAUCGGGUUCAACGUGGAGACAUUGAAUGCUGUUACCACCAAAGGAAAAUCUUUCUGUAUCACUGCAUGGGAUGUCGGUACCGGGUGUGGGAUCAGAUACCUAUCUGGCGUUCUGCACCACUACGUCAACUGUGGCAAGGCCUUGAUUUGGAUGGUCGAUGCCUCGGACCCCAACUGUUUACCUGAAAGCGUAGAAGCAUUGAAGGAGAUAUUACUCUCUUCGUCCAGGGCGAGAGAGGAUACGGCAGACAAAAAAGAACUGCCGAUCUUGAUUCUUGUGAACAAGUCCGACCUGCCUAAAGCAAUGAGCCUUGAUUAUGUUCGGAUAGCUUUUUCAAAGAUAACUUCUGGAAAAAUUGCCGCCGUUUUCAAGACCUCACUCACAGAAGUCCAAACGGGCCUACCAGAAGCGUUUGAAUGGCUCCAGCUCGCAAUCGAAAUAGCUGAAUCCGGGAAACAGAUGAAGAAUUUGCCGGAACCAUUGACAGCAGCGCCGAACCCUAGGUCACCUAGCACUCUGGCCAAUAAGCUGGAAUCCUGGUUGACCAGAAACGAAACCGACUGCUCGCCCGACACUUUUUUGAAUUUGUUCAAUUCUUUCAGCUUGCCACAGUGGGACCAUUACACGCAUAUUCGAAUUGCAUAUGUGAUUCUCACAAAGUAUGGUCGUAAAGAAGCAAAGGAUCUUAUCUUUACAGGCCUCGAAAAAUAUAUUUCCGUCAGCCCACAGACAAAAGGACGGUCGUUCCACGUCACGAUGACUUACUUUUGGAUACAGAUUGUCCAUUUUGGGAUCCGAAAUAUGCCUGUAUUAACGACAUCAGAAGGUCCCGCAAGCUCUCAGACUUCAGUUUCAAGCCAACCAGGGUCCGAAGAUUUUGCGCGUUUCUUGCUCAUCAAUCCCUACGUCGCGGACGGUAACCUGUGGUUGGAUUAUUACGCCAAAGAUACCAUGAUGAGCCCGAAAGCUAAAGCCGAGAUGGUGUUACCAGACAUGAAGCCUCUACCGAACCUCGUUGUCCGAGAUGCCAUACAGACUUUCGGCGCUAAAUAG
Psilocybe cubensis is the source of this 1176-nucleotide messenger RNA. RefSeq lists its product as uncharacterized. Gene Ontology annotation, molecular function: GTP binding; GTPase activity. Gene Ontology annotation, cellular component: plasma membrane; cytoplasm. The transcript has 3 exons. NCBI's taxonomy places the organism in Eukaryota, Fungi, Basidiomycota, Agaricomycetes, Agaricales, Agrocybaceae. The coding region runs from base 1 to 1176 and encodes 391 amino acids. The record is from RefSeq and is a predicted model, not a curated record. Gene Ontology annotation, biological process: vesicle-mediated transport; intracellular protein transport.